GAGUUUACCGCACCAUCGCACGAAGUCAGCCCGAGCUCACCCUGGAUUCCCGGAGCUCGUCACCAUGCUUGGCUGGCUAUAGAAGCUCCAUGGAGCUAGCCAACUUCUACGAGGUCGAAGCCCGGCCAUCCAUGAGUGCCCAGCAGCCUCAAGCUCAGCAGCACGCUGCCUACGGCUACAGGGAGCCCCCGGCCACCGGGGACGUGACCGAGCUGUGCGAGAACGAGAACUCCAUAGACAUCAGCGCCUACAUCGACCCUGCCGCCUUCAACGACGAGUUCCUGGCCGAUCUCUUCCAUAACAGCAAACAGGACCGAGCCAAGGCCACCAUAGACUACCACCAGGGACUUGGAGGGGCUCCCGGGCACCCCCCGAUGUAUGGCUGCAUGGCUACCUACAUGGACAACAAGCUGGACAGUGGCUUGAGGCCCCUGGUUAUCAAGCAGGAGCCCAGGGAGGAGGAGGAGGCCAACCGGGUGUCUCUAGCUGCCCUUUACCCUCACCCUGCAAGCCAACACCCAUCCCACCUGCAGUACCAGGUAGCCCACUGUGCCCAGACCACUGUGCACCUGCAGCCCGGGCACCCGACUCCUCCACCCACCCCAGUGCCAAGCCCUCACCACCUCCCGCACCACCACCAUCUCCACCACCUGCAAGCUUCCUCGUCCAAGGCGAUGUCUUCUUCGUCUUCUACCUCCUCAUCGUCCUCAGAGACCAGAGGCAAGUCCAAAAAAUGGGUGGACAAAAGCAGUAACGAGUACAGGGUGAGGAGGGAGAGGAACAACAUAGCAGUCAGGAAGAGCAGGGACAAGGCUAAGAUUAGGAACGCUGAGACCCAACAUAAGGUCCUUGAGCUGUCCAACGAUAACGACAAGUUGAGGAAGAGGGUGGAACAGCUCAGCAGGGAGUUGGAGACCCUCAGGGGCAUCUUCAGACAGCUGCCAGAGAGCUCUCUGGUCAAAGUGAUGGGCAACUGUGCAUGAGGAGGUCCAAGCCAACCUCCUUAUUCUUGAACUCCCCUCCACCUCCUG
Molecule: messenger RNA, 1031 nt
Organism: Nanorana parkeri
Lineage: Eukaryota; Metazoa; Chordata; Amphibia; Anura; Dicroglossidae
Gene: CEBPA
Product: CCAAT/enhancer binding protein alpha
Exons: 1
Coding region: 90-983 (297 amino acids)
Biological process (GO): regulation of transcription by RNA polymerase II; DNA-templated transcription; myeloid cell differentiation
Molecular function (GO): RNA polymerase II cis-regulatory region sequence-specific DNA binding; DNA-binding transcription factor activity, RNA polymerase II-specific
Source: RefSeq, a predicted model, not a curated record